Molecule: messenger RNA, 357 nt
Organism: Phascolarctos cinereus (koala)
Lineage: Eukaryota; Metazoa; Chordata; Mammalia; Diprotodontia; Phascolarctidae
Source: RefSeq, a predicted model, not a curated record
CCCGCGGUAACCGUGUGUGACUGCAAAGCCGUAAUCAAAAGCGCGGACAUGUCGGAGGAGAUGCAGCAGGUCUCCGUAGAGUGUGCCACCCAGGCCCUGGAGGAGUACAACAUCGAGAAGGACAUAGCAGCCCAUAUUAAGAAGGAGCUUGACAAGAAGUACAACCCCACCUGGCACUGCAUCGUGGGGAGGAACUUCGGCAGCUACUUGACGCACGAGACGAAGCACUUCAUCUACUUCUACCUGGGCCAGGUCGCCAUCCUCCUCUUCAAGUCUGGUUAGAGCAUGGCCUGUGCCUCCUGCCCCGAGAGCCAUCCAGAUCACAAGGAAUGCAGCCUAAAUUCCAAAUACCAGAGA